Molecule: messenger RNA, 1410 nt
Organism: Drechmeria coniospora
Lineage: Eukaryota; Fungi; Ascomycota; Sordariomycetes; Hypocreales; Ophiocordycipitaceae
Product: mannan endo-1,6-alpha-mannosidase-like protein
Exons: 3
Coding region: 1-1410 (469 amino acids)
Biological process (GO): carbohydrate catabolic process; fungal-type cell wall biogenesis
Molecular function (GO): mannan endo-1,6-alpha-mannosidase activity
Source: RefSeq, a predicted model, not a curated record
AUGCAUUUCCCCAGGAGCGCCGUCCCGGCCGCGGCGGUACUGAGCGGCAUCAUCGCCCCCAAGGAUCUGAACGUGAACAGCACCGCCUCGGUCCGCAACGUCGCCGCCACCAUCGCGCACGAUGCCAUGUUCUACUACAAGGGCAACCUGUCCGCCCCCGGCUCCGUCCAAGUCGGAGAUUUGCCCGACCCCUACUACUGGUGGGUCGCCGGCGCCCUCUGGGGUGCCAUGCUGGACUAUUACCACUACACCAGGGACCCGACCUACAACGACGUCGUCAUCCAGGCCCUGCUGAACCCGCCCAACAUCUCGCCCAAGUUUGACUACAUGCCGGCCGAGCACGCCGGCGAGGAGGGCAACGACGACCUCUUCUUCUGGGGUUCCGCCGCCAUGUCGGCGGCCGAGCGAAACUUUCCCCAGCCGGUCGCGUCGGCGCCCCCCUGGCUCGACAUUGCCGUCAACGUCUUCAACUCGCUCGUCAGCCGGUGGGACUACGGCAACUGCGGCGGCGGCCUGCGCUGGCAGAUCUACCCCACCAACCCCAACGGCAUGAACUACAAAAACUCCAUCAGCAACGGCGGCCUCUUCCAGCUCGCCGCCCGUCUCGCCCGCGCCACCGGCAACGAGACGUACACCGAGUGGGCCCGGAAGACCUGGGACUGGACCGCCUCGGUCGGUCUCAUCGACCCCCAGACGUCGCAGAUCUACGACGGCGUCGACAUCAAGGACGCCUGCAAAAAGGUCAACAAGCUGUCCUUUUCCUACACCACCGGCGUCUACCUCUACGGCGCCGCCGUCAUGGCCAACCACACGGGCGAGGACCUGUGGGUCAACCGAACGAGCCGCCUGCUCGACGGCGCCGCCUUCUUCUUCUCCAAGCAGGGCACCAUCCGGGACGUCAUGUUCGAGCCCUCGUGCGAGCCCUACGACCGGUGCAACUUUGACAUGGUCACCUUCAAGGGCUACCUGUCGCGCUUCAUGUGGCAGACGUCGGUCAUGCUGCCGGCCCUGCGCGAGCGCCUCGAGGGGUACCUCGUGCCGUCGGCCAAGGCGGCCGUCAACGUCUGCAUCGGCGGCACCGACGGCCACCAGUGCGGCAUGAAGUGGUACACGGGCGCCUUUGACGGCAAGAUCGGCCUCGGCCCGCAGAUGUGCGCCCUCGAGGCCGUGCAGGGGCUGCUCGCCCAAUACGCGGAUGCGCCCCUGAAGGGCGACGACCUCCAGCACGUCACCGACGCCAACUGGACGGCCAUCAACACCUACAGCGACAUGGUCAUAACACCGCAGUCGAAUUCAUCCGCGCUGUGGAAGAACGGGACCAGACUGCUGUCGAAUUCGACGCGGCUGCGUCCGGCGUCGACCCUGCCGCCGGCACAGGCAUGGACGCCGCCGGCCGCCGCCGCCUCGUGA